Sarcophilus harrisii (Tasmanian devil) is the source of this 3600-nucleotide messenger RNA. It is a transcript of the gene ZC3H10, whose product is annotated as zinc finger CCCH-type containing 10. Lineage: Eukaryota; Metazoa; Chordata; Mammalia; Dasyuromorphia; Dasyuridae. Gene Ontology annotation, molecular function: metal ion binding. The transcript has 2 exons. The record is from RefSeq and is a predicted model, not a curated record. Bases 221 to 1516 code for a protein of 431 amino acids.
CGGAGCCGCCGGCACCCGCGUCCCGAGUGGAGACGUUUCGGCGCUGCCCCGUGGGACGGCGCCGCCUCAUGGAAACCCGCAGGCCUCCGCCAAAGCUCGGCCGCCCCCCCGGGGGCCCUCAGUGAUGCGCGAGCGGAGACCCGCAGCAGCCCCAGGCCGUGCCUGAGAUCGCUUAGGGUGGUGGAAAAGGAAGAAACCACUCAUUUGGAGUGGGAACAGAAUGCCUGACCGAGACAGCUAUACCAAUGGCACAGGGAGCAGUAAUGGAGGCUCUGGAGGUGGUGGCAAUGAGGAGACCAGUGGAGCUGGGGCAGGAGCUAAUUCAGGCAGCUCUGAUGCUAUCUGCCGAGACUUUCUGAGGAACGUGUGUAAGCGGGGCAAACGCUGCCGCUACCGUCACCCGGAUAUGAGUGAAGUCUCCAACUUGGGUGUGAGCAAGAAUGAAUUCAUCUUUUGCCAUGACUUCCAGAACAAAGAGUGCAGUCGCCUGAACUGCCGCUUUAUCCAUGGCUCCAAGGAGGAUGAGGAUGGCUACAAGAAGACAGGUGAACUCCCCCCAAGGCUAAGGCAGAAGGUGGCAGCUGGCUUGGGCCUUUCCCCAGCUGACCUCCCCAAUGGCAAAGAGGAGGUUCCUAUCUGCCGGGACUUUCUCAAAGGGGAUUGUCAGCGUGGAGCCAAAUGCAAAUUCCGCCAUCUGCAGCGGGAUUUUGAAUUUGAAGCUCGGGGUGGGGGGGGUACCAGUGGAGGAGGGUCUGCAGGUCCAGCACCCACCAGCCGUCGCCAUGAUCUUUAUGACACAUAUGACCUUUCGGACCGGGGUUUUGAGGAUCAUGAGCCAUGCCCCAAACGUCGUCGGGGAGGGGGUGGGUGCCCCCAAGAUGGUUCCCACUUUGAGACAUUUGAAUACAGCCUGGCCCCACCCCGGGGAUUGGAGUGCCGGUUGUUAGAAGAGGAGAAUGCCAUGCUCAGGAAGCGCGUGGAGGAGCUAAAGAAGCAGGUCAACAACUUAUUGGCCACCAAUGAAGUCUUGUUGGAGCAGAACGCCCAGUUCCGUAACCAGGCCAAAGUCAUGACUCUUAGCUCCACGGCACCAGCCACGGAACAAACGUUGGCACCCAGUGUGGGCACUGUCACCAACUACAAUCAUGGCAUUGCCCAGACACACACCACACUCAGCAGCCAGGCCCUGCAGCCUAGACCUGUAUCCCAGCAAGAGCUUGUAGCCCCCACAGGUGCACCAGCUGCCCCACCGACUAAUGCAGCACCUCCCACAGCCCCACCACCCCCUCACCUGAACCCAGAGAUCACACCACUCUCAGCUGCCCUGGCCCAGACAAUUGCCCAAGGCAUGGCCCCACCGCCAGUCUCCAUGGCCCCUGUGGCCGUGUCUGUUGCCCCUGUGGCUGUUUCAAUGGCGCAGCCGCUGGCGGGAAUCACAAUGAGCCACACCACCACCCCCAUGGUGACUUACCCCAUUGCCUCACAGAGCAUGCGCAUCACUGCCAUGCCACACUGACCAGGUCACUGGACACUUCUCUGAUGCUGCCUCCCUGGCAGAAAGGGCGAGAGAAGGGGGCUCGUUCAUCUCUUCUCUCCGUGUGUGGAAGGGAGCUCAUGAGAAAAUGAGGAUGAGCAGACUUAUGGCUCCUGGGUGGCACUCUCUUAGAAGAGGUGAGGGAGAGUCAGAUUUUCCCCACUUCCUAGGAAGCGCACCUUUUUCAGCUUCCCUAAGCCCAACCAGAGGGGUGACAAGGGAGUGAGGAUUACAGGCUGCCAGGAGAGGCAGGGAGGACUGAAGGGCUUUUGUCCCCAGAAAGACUUGGCUGCUGGGAUAUGGAGCUCUCCCAACACUGCCCUCCCCUUGCACCCCCAGCAUAGACUCAUUUUUCUAGCACUGAUUUUUGAAAAUGAGUCCAAAUCCUGAAAAAGGAGAGUGAUUGGGGUCAAGGAAAGUCAGAAUACCAAGCUUUCAGACCCAGAGACUUCAGCCCAUUCUCAAUGUCAAUUCCUCUGGGCCCAGGGUUGGGAAGAGGAAUACCAGGAGGCCCUAGUGUUUCAGGGCAGUGGGUUAGGGAAUUGUUAACCCAGAUGAGGGUAGGAGUCCACAGAACAGGGCCCCACCAUUUUCCAAAGAAAUAAAAUAAUUAUUUUUAACAAAAGGAGACAACGGAGACUUAUUGAGAGGCUAUGUGUUUUGGGAGUCCUGCUUUAAAUCUGAACACAGCCCCACCGUGGACAAUGUGAAAAUGGCUUUUUAGGGGACAGUGAGAAGAGCCCUAGGUCCCCGGACUAAAGGCUCUGUGGAUCUGUAAAGAUUCAAGUUGGGGGUAAGGGGACUUGCAACACAUGGUAAGGUUUAAAAAUAACCUGUCUGUGUCUUGAAUGCAGUGUUAUUCCCAGGCAGUCUUUCUAACCAGGGCUUUUAGGGUCAUUGGUGGAGGAGGGGUAGUGAAAGGUAUUGCUGGGAAGCUGGGAUGGGGUGUUCAUCUAACUGCUCUUUUCUCCUUGACUUUGAAAUAGCAGGUGCUAGAGAAGUGGGGUGGGGGAGGGGAAGGAGAUAUCCAUGGCAAAUGAACUGUACGCCAAGCAAGGUUUCUUCCCUCUCCAGCUGCAUCUGUGAAAUUGUUUUAAUGGUCACAGAUGCCUUUCCUGCCCCUCCUUAUCUCAGAAGCCAACAUGUCAGGCUUUAAGACCUUGGAUGAUAUUGUGGUAGAUGCAUCCUUUCUUUUAAGAUCCAUUUCCACUAUUCAGCUGACUCUUGUCCUGUCACUGUAUGGAGAGCUAAGAAAGGGAUUCCAUAGCAACCCCUAAAAUUACCAGUACGAGACUUCAUUGGCUGAUAUCAGUUUCUCUGGCAAGUUGAAACCUCAGUAGUUGGUUGAACUGAGAAAAAAAUUGGACAUCAUGUUUGUAAGUAGGGAAGGUGAGCUUGGUUUGAACUUUACUCUGAUAUCUUUUAGGGUCUUUAAAAUAGAGCAGAACACCUGAUUUCUCCUUUCUUUGGUUGUGUCCCCAUGGUCAGAUUCAGGGUCAGAAGCGAAAAAGAGAUUUCAGAAGAUUGGAAAUAACCAAAUGUUCCAGUUUUUAAAAAUAAUAGUUUCUAGAAACUAGACCAGUAAGCUUGGCAUCAAUCCCUGUAAGAAUUCUAAAACUGGAUUAUUAAACAAUUGUUCAUGAGCACUUAAAAAAGAAUGUGGUGUGUGCUAGGAGCCAGCAUGGGCUCAUUGGCAGGGUGAUGUUCUUGUCCCAGUCUGCUCUGCUCCUCACAAGCACUGGAGUUUCUGGAGGAAGUCACAAAAGCAAGCUGUCUUCCCUCACAAAUUUUUGCUCUUAAAUCUGAACCUCACACUUCAUGCUCCUACCAAUCUUUUCACUCAUCCUUUUUGCUCCCUAGCAAGUUUCCCCAAAUGGUUGUUCUUCUCAAAAAGUGCACCUAGUUUACAAUGUUCCUGAGAAGAUUGAAACCGCGUACCUUGAACUCUUCCCUCAUCUCCACAGCUUAAGAUUUCUCUGUUCUCACCAUCCUUUGAUAAGUCUAUCAAACUUAAGGUUUGAUAAGGUUCUUGAGAACAGGAAUUGGUUAUCUCCCCCCCCCCCCCU